AUGGCGAGCUCGGAGCGCAGCGCGCUGCUCACGUACCGCCUGUGCGGCGGCUCCGGAGAAGACGAGCGGGGUAGGGAACGUGGCCGGGCCGCCGCCGCCGCCACCCCCCGCAAGCUUCCCACGUUCCUGGGCGUCGUGGUGCCCACGCUGCUCUCCAUGUUCAGCGUCGUCCUCUUCCUGCGCCUCGGGUUCGUGGUGGGCCAUGCUGGCUUGUACCAGGCUCUGGCCAUGUUCGCGGUGGCCUACUUCAUCAUUGGCAUGACGGUACUGUCGGUGUGUGCCAUUGCCACCAACGGUGCCCUGGAUGCUGGAGGAGCCUAUUACAUGAUCAGUCGUGCCCUGGGCCCGGAGUUUGGGGGCAGCAUUGGGAUCAUGUUUUUCCUGGCCAACGUGUGUGGCAGUGCCCUCUAUGUGCUGGGGCUGGUGGAGGCGGUGGUGGACAGCUUCGGGAUCCCGCCAGGGCAGAAAGUGGGUUCAGGCAUCCACGUCCUCCCCCAGAGCUAUUGGUAUGAGCUGCUCUACGGCACCAUCCUGCUGGCCCUGUGCCUCGUCGUGUGCCUGGUGGGUGCCUCCAUCUAUGCCAAAGCCACCUUCCUCAUCUUCCUCAUCGUGGCGGGUGUGCUGGGCACCAUCCUUGUCAGCUUCUUCGCCACGCGGCCCCUUGGUGUGCCCAUCCGCAUGCCGCACCUCAACAGCUCGGAGACUGAGAACGGCAGCUUCACGGGCUUCUCACUUGCCACUCUGCGAGAAAACCUGGGCGGUGGGUAUGGAGUGGACUACACCACGGGGCAGAUGAUGAGUUUCAGCACAGUUUUCGCAGUGAUGUUCAAUGGCUGCACCGGCAUCAUGGCAGGCUCCAACAUGUCAGGGGACCUGAAGCGCCCGAGCUACUCCAUCCCGCGGGGCACCAUCUCUGCUGUGCUCUUCACCUACCUCGUCUACAACCUGCUGGCUUUCCUCAUGUGUGCCACCUGCAACAGGACCCUCCUGCAGAAAGAUUACGGCUUCCUGCGUGACAUCAGUAUCUUCCCACCUCUGGUGACGGUGGGCAUCUAUGCUGCCACGCUCUCUGCAGCCAUGAGCAACCUCAUCGGGGCAUCCCGCAUCCUCUAUGCUCUGGCACGGGAUGAUCUCUUUGGCCGGGCGCUGGCGCUUGCCAAGAAGACAUCUGCAAGUGGGAACCCCAUCAUGGCAGUGAUCCUCUCCUGGCUGGUGGUGCAGCUGGUGCUCUUCUCUGGGAAGCUCAACACCAUUGCAGGAGUUGUCACUACCUUCUUUCUUUUGGUUUAUGCCACUGUCAACCUGGCCUGCCUGGCACUGGAGUGGGCAUCGGCCCCCAACUUCAGGCCCACCUUUCGCUACUUCACCUGGCAUACGUGCCUGCUGGGUAUCGCCGGCUGCUGCGUCAUGAUGUUCCUCAUCAGCCCCGUGUCAGCCUCGGCAAGCCUGGGCUUCCUCCUCAUCCUCCUCCUUGCCCUCCACUACCUGUCACCCAGCAGCACCUGGGGCUAUAUCAGCCAAGCUCUCAUCUUCCACCAGGUGCGGAAGUACCUGCUGAUGCUGGAUGUGCGGAAGGACCACGUCAAGUUCUGGCGCCCUCAGAUGCUGCUGAUGGUGCAGAACCCGCGGGGCAGCGCCCGCCUCAUUGACUUUGUCAACGACCUCAAAAAGAGUGGCCUUUAUGUCCUGGGCCACGUGGAGCUACAAGACUUGGACUCACUGCCCUCAGACCCGCUGCAGCCCCAGCAGGACUCAUGGUUGAGCUUGGUGGACAAGCUGAAUGUCAAGGCCUUUAUCAGCCUCACCCUCGCGCCCUCGGUGCGGCACGGCGUCCGGCAGCUCCUCUUCACCUCUGGCCUUGGCGGCAUGCGCCCCAACACGCUGGUGCUGGGCUUCUAUGAUGAUGCAGCACCACAGGACAGCCUGGCCCAGCACCCUGCCUUCACCAGCACCCGCGAAGAGCUGCCCCUGGGCUUCCCCCCACUGCGGGCCGCCGCCGCCCCCAAGCUGCUGUCUCCACGCGAGUAUGUAGGCAUCGUGGCUGACGCCCUGAAGAUGCUCCGCAAUGUCCUGCUGGUCCGACAUUUGGAGAGCCUGGACAAGGUGUGGGAGCUGCGCCGGGCCGCCAGCCCUCCGCCUUCCAUCCACGUUUGGCCCGUCAACCUGCUGCGGCCCGAUAGCGCCCGCUACGCCGACACGUGCAGCCUCUUCCUGCUGCAGAUGGCCUGCGUGCUCAACAUGGCGCGGGCCUGGCGCCGGGCCCGCCUCCGCCUCUUCCUUUGUGUGGAGGCAGGCGCCAUGCCCCACGCGCAGGAGGACAAGCUGCGCCAGCUCCUCAAGGACCUGCGCAUCCAGGCCCAGAUCCAGCUGGUGCCGUGGGAUGGGGUGGUCCGCCUGCACUGGCAGGCCCCACGGGGACCUCCGGGCGGCCCGGCGCCCGCUGAGGAGGAAGAGGUGGCGGUGAACUUCCCACCCAACACCACCCAAGUGUCGGAUGAGUACGUCUGUGCCGCCAACAAGAUGGUGCUGGAGCAGGGCCCGGCGCCUGCUGUCCGCUUCCUCUAUCUGCCACGGCCUCCGGCUGACACCGGGCUGUACCCGCUGUACCUGCGGCAGCUGGAGCUGCUCACCCGUGACCUUGGCCCUACUGUGCUGGUGCACGGGGUGAGCGCUGUCACCAGCACCCAGCUGUAGGAUUGUCCUCGUGUCCCCAACCCUCCUGCAGUCAGUGCCUUACAGCUCCGGGCUGGGUACGGCUUGGGGGGAGUUGGCCCCGGCCGUGAUUCCCAUUUGCAGGCCUUGUUCUAGGGGCUGUGCUGGGAGGAGAGUAGGGGGUUUUGUUUUUUGGGGGGAGGCACAGCAUUUAAAGCUGCCCUGGCAGGAUCCGGGCACUUAAUGCGUUCACUGUGCCUUUUCUCUGGGGGUCCUCAGGAGGGUCCCGAUUUGCUACUGGGAGCCCUUUGCCUGCAGCCCUCUCCCCCGUACUCUCCUCCACAGGCUCCUCUGGGCACCCAGCCAACAGUGGGGAUUGAUUAAAGGCAGCCUCGACCUUGGUGCCCCCGCUCCCUGCCAUCCUCCGUGCCUUUCAUUAGGGAAAAUUAAAUGGGAAAGGGGUGGGGGAUGGGAGCCCAUUCGACUGAGUUCCCUGCUUCAGACUGGGGAAGGAGGAGGCAGCCCUUUGUGGAUGUGUGACCCUGUGGGUUGAGGGUCCUGCUGCCCCCAGAGAGGGGGAAAUGAGGGGUUGCCCAGGUGGGGCAUUGUAGCCCCAUGCCUACAGGGAGCAGUGGCAUUGCCCUGACCCCUAGCUCUCCACAAUGCUUCCCCUUCCAUCCCCUUACCCAACUGUACUGACUGGGGGAGGGCAGGAAAUAGCCUGGGUGAUGGCGAUAAAUCUAUUGGGUGCCUGGCCGGUGGGCAGCGUGCCUGGGUGCUGCCUGAUGAAUUGCUUCCUAAUAGCCCAAAUGGGUGUGGAGGCUGCUUAGGGCCAGGAGCUGUGUGUGUGGGGGGGUGGGGCGGGGGGUUAACAGCACAGCCUCUGCCUCCCACUCCCAUCACCACUAAGGUGCCAUCAGCCAGAGGACUGGAAAACCCCAUAUAUCUGGGUGCUCUCUGGGGAAAUAGAGUGGGGCUGUAUUGCUCCCCACUUCUUGCAGGGGGUUGUACCCUCCCCCCCCCCAGCAGGACUUAGGGCUGGUUCUGCUGCUGGAGGUGGGAGGUUGGUCCCUCAGCACGGGCACCACACGGCUCCAGCUGCCCACUGCAUUUAUUUACAGUCAGGAGCUGGCAUAGGGCAGCCGGGCACCAGCGGGACCCGGCAGUGUAUAAUGUUAAUUAUCACCACGUAAUUAAAAGCCCAUAAAAAAG
Meleagris gallopavo (turkey) is the source of this 3864-nucleotide messenger RNA. It is a transcript of the gene SLC12A9, whose product is annotated as solute carrier family 12 member 9. Gene Ontology annotation, molecular function: potassium:chloride symporter activity. The record is from RefSeq and is a predicted model, not a curated record. Lineage: Eukaryota; Metazoa; Chordata; Aves; Galliformes; Phasianidae. Gene Ontology annotation, biological process: cell volume homeostasis; chloride transmembrane transport; potassium ion homeostasis. Gene Ontology annotation, cellular component: membrane.